UAUAUUAUGCUCGAUGCUAGGAUUUUCCGUCGCAGCUGGCUGAUAACGGCGUAACAUCAUGGCGGUUAGCGACAAGAAGCCGAUGUCACGUCUAAUGAAACUCGCCAACAAAUUCAAUUGCUUCUACCUGUCAGGUUUUCAUACAGGAGAAUACAGAGCAUUUGUUGUCGAUGGGCAACAAGUUGGUCUUGUACGUCUAGAUGUAAUGAAGGAAAUUUUAAACUAUCCUCAAAUGUUCAAUUUCGAGAAAGACGUCAAGUAUGCUAAUUUCGCUUUGCAUCGUCUCCUGGAUGACAAUAUGUGCUUGUGUCACUCUAUACCAUCCGUAGCACACUCGGAAUCUUGA
Molecule: messenger RNA, 346 nt
Organism: Odontomachus brunneus
Lineage: Eukaryota; Metazoa; Arthropoda; Insecta; Hymenoptera; Formicidae
Exons: 3
Coding region: 59-346 (95 amino acids)
Source: RefSeq, a predicted model, not a curated record